Molecule: messenger RNA, 634 nt
Organism: Hibiscus syriacus
Lineage: Eukaryota; Viridiplantae; Streptophyta; Magnoliopsida; Malvales; Malvaceae
Product: RNA polymerase II transcriptional coactivator KIWI-like
Exons: 3
Coding region: 110-370 (86 amino acids)
Biological process (GO): positive regulation of transcription initiation by RNA polymerase II
Cellular component (GO): transcription regulator complex; nucleus
Molecular function (GO): DNA binding; transcription coactivator activity
Source: RefSeq, a predicted model, not a curated record
GAAAACGAGAAGCUUCUCCAGCAAGUUUAAGAUCAGAUUACAAACGAGCCCUUUUAAAAGGAAGAAGGAUUGGAAUUUGCGGAGAUCGUGAGGUUGAGGGAAAGAAAACAUGUCGUUCAGAGGGAAGAGAAAGAAUGCAGAGGGCCACGCUUCCGACGAGAAUGAGGGCCACGCGCCCCCUAAGAAGGCCUCCAACACUUCUGCUGCCGUCGACAAUGACGAUUCUGACAACAUUGUCGUCUGCGAGAUAUCCAAGAACAGAAGAGUUUCAGUGAGGAACUGGAAUGGGAAAAUCUGGGUUGAUAUUCGUGAAUUUUAUGUCAAGGAUGGUAAACAAAUGCCUGGCAAAAAAGUGGAACAUUCUGCGUGAUCAUGCCGAAGCAAUCGACAAGGCACUUGCUGAGAACUCGUAGGAAGUAGACAUGGUAGAAGAUAAUGGGCAUCUUUUUGUAGAUCUUGGCUUGUUUUUGAAGUUGCUAAACUCGUAUGGUUUUCACUUUUCAGUAGUCGGACGACCCUUUUGUGUAAUUAGUUGUGUAGCUGUUAGGCUAAAAUAUGUGCUGCAUCUUUCAUGUUGGAUGAUUUAGAGGAAAUAGACAAGUCUUAUCAUUUCAGGUUGAACCUUUUGGCUUCU